Teleopsis dalmanni is the source of this 1352-nucleotide messenger RNA. RefSeq names its product equilibrative nucleoside transporter 1-like. The transcript has 9 exons. The record is from RefSeq and is a predicted model, not a curated record. Lineage: Eukaryota; Metazoa; Arthropoda; Insecta; Diptera; Diopsidae. Gene Ontology annotation, biological process: nucleoside transmembrane transport. The coding region runs from base 88 to 1314 and encodes 408 amino acids. Gene Ontology annotation, cellular component: plasma membrane. Gene Ontology annotation, molecular function: nucleoside transmembrane transporter activity.
AAAGCUAUUUAUAUACUCCCAUAUACAUAAUCUAGAAUUCAAAUUGUUGUAGCUGUUAUAAGAUAUUCCAGAGCACAUCCUCUUAACAUGGUUGAGGAUAAAUGUUAUUUUGUGUAUUUUGUGUUUAUUAUGAAUGGAAUCGGCAUACUGAUGCCAUGGAACAUGUUCAUAACCUCAAAAGCUUAUUUUUCAGAUUUUAAAUUGGUUAGCUCAAAAGGUGAAUUAACAGUUUAUUCCAAAUAUUAUCUGCAAUAUGUUGGAUUUUGUUCGAUGUUGCCAGGUGUAUCCUUUAUGUGGUUGAAUAUAUUUGUAAAUUUUGGUUCAGGAGGACUAAUGAAGCGAAUACUUUUUAGUAUUUGGGUUCUAAUUAUUCUGUUUGUGUUUACAAUUCUUAUGGCUGUAUGUGAUACGUCUCACCAAGUAAUACUUUUUUUCGUUUUUACAAUGUUAACGGUUAUCCUAUUAAAUAGUGCAAUUGGUGUAUAUCAAAGUUCACUUUAUGGCAUAGCUGCAUCGCUGCCACCAAAUUAUACAGGAGGAAUAAUUCUGGGCAACAAUAUAAAUGGAGUGUUUGUUACACUCCUUUCAAUUUUAUUUCAAUACCUUUUUGCUACUUUACGGAGAGCUGCAAUUUAUAGUUUUCUAUCGGCGCUCUUCUUUUUGUUUAUUUGCCAUUUAACAUUCUUAGCCCUGCGUUUAAAUGAAUAUUUUCGUUCUAAUGAAGUAUUGCGUAAAAAUGAUUUGGCAGCUAAAUUGGAAAGCACUAUUGAAGAUGUUCCAUUCUUACGAAUAUGGAAGCAAGCUUUUUUGCAAGUGUUUAAUGCGUUUCUUGUGUUUUUCGUCACAUUGACAAUAUUUCCUGCAGUACAUUCCGAUAUUCAGGCAACGAAUCCCAAUUUUAUCAUACCGCCUGAAUAUUUUGCACUUUUCACUUGUUACUUGGUUUUCAAUGUCUUCGCAAUGUUGGGUUCCUUGACCAGUGUUUGGGUCAAAUGGCCAUCUCCUCAGACAUUAGUGAUUGCGACUGUCCUGCGUCUUUUUUAUAUACCACUGUUUCUAUUGUGCAAUUAUAACCCGAAGGGUGAAGUGCGUCAACUGCCCGUAGUAAUCGGAAAUGAAUGGGUGUACAUAUUCAUGGGUGUGACUAUGUCUUAUACACAUGGUUACUUUUCAGCACUUGCUAUGAUGUAUGCACCACUAAGUGUUACCGAACACCAAGACAAGGCUGGCAUGUUUGCCUGUGCCAUGCUGAUGACUGGCAUUUUCGUUGGAAUAAUAGCUAGCUUCCUUUGGCCGCACGUAGUUGCAAUGUAGAAUGCAAUAUAGUUUGUGUAUAUAAUAUAAAUAUUUUA